UUUCAUGUCUCAGAAAGACCUCGUUGACUCUUUAGGUUUUUAUCUCAAUCAAGUUGAAGGCGCUAUUUCUAUAUUUACUAAAAGUCUCGAUGAAAUAUUCCAACCAGGUUUUCAUAGUGUGCUCCUAACCAAUUAUAUGUUUGAUCUGUCUUGGUUAUUUCAACGAGUCCCAAUACUUUUAACUGUGGAGAGGUUGCUCAUAGUUCACGGUGAUGAACAAGUGUACCAACCAUUUUCGCCAUAUCAUUUCAUAACUUUCCACAAGCCUCGUUUACCUUUCCCCUAUGGGACUCACCACACCAAGCUCAUCAUACUUUUUUAUCCUACCAAAGUUAGGUUUGUAUUAACAACUGCUAAUAUGAUACAAAGUGACUGGGAGUACAAAACUCAAGGCAUGUUUCUCAAAGACUUUCCUCAAAAAACGGGAGAGUUGAAAUCCUGUCCUUUCUUAGAGACUAUGGAUGACUACCUUUCAGCCCUUGGUGAGCCCCUUCGUUAUUAUCGUUCCUUACUUUGCCAAUAUGAUUUUUCCAAAGCUGGUGUGGUACUUAUUCCAAGUGUUCCAGGAUAUCAUGGAGGAAGAAACUUGGACAAAUAUGGACAUCGGUCUCUUCAUAGCAACAUUAGCCAGUAUUGUUGUAUUUCAGAUGAGCAAAGGAUAAGACGAAAGACCACUCAUUCCACAAUUCGGUUACUAUUACAAUGUUCAAGUAUGGGUAGUAUUUCUGAAAAGUGGUUAAAGCAAGAACUUUUUCAUUCCAUGGUAAGUAGUUGUUGGAAACAAGAGGAUUGGCAAUAUUGUUUUGAAUGGGAUCUCAUAUGGCCAAGUGUACAACAAGUAAGGAAUUCCAUUCAAGGCUAUGCAUCUGGUGCUGCUUUUCCAUGGACCAAAAAGAACUAUCGGUCUUUUCAAAGUUCUCAUUUGUGUUUAUGGAAUGCUUACUUCUUUAGAAGAAAUGCAUGGUUACCCCAUAUGAAGAGUUACAUGGCUUAUGAAGAAAGUGGAAAUAUUUUCUGGUUUCUAUUAACAUCCGCUAAUUUAUCCACUGCUGCGUGGGGACGUCUCGUACGCAAUCAAUCGCAACUGUUUAUUCGCUCCUAUGAGUUGGGAGUCUUAUGGACACCUAUGCUUUGUUCCUAUACUUGUCCGAUGGAUAAUGUUAUUCAACUGACGACUCCUCAACAUAUCACAUCUUAUUAUCCACGAGAGAAGAACAACAACAUUCUAUUCUGUUUGCCUUUGCCUUUUCAACUUCCUCCUCAACACUACGAUUCAAAUGACUCGCCAUGGCUAUGGGAUGCUAUCUACAAGUCUCCGGAUAGAUUAGGAAAUGUAUGGCCAUUGGGAUGGAAUGUCGAAUGAUAAACGACACUUUGUCGACACUCCGAUCGAAAUAAAUUUUCUUCUAGUUGU
Molecule: messenger RNA, 1414 nt
Organism: Galdieria sulphuraria
Lineage: Eukaryota; Rhodophyta; Bangiophyceae; Galdieriales; Galdieriaceae
Product: tyrosyl-DNA phosphodiesterase 1
Exons: 1
Coding region: 5-1363 (452 amino acids)
Biological process (GO): single strand break repair; double-strand break repair
Cellular component (GO): nucleus
Molecular function (GO): 3'-tyrosyl-DNA phosphodiesterase activity; single-stranded DNA binding; double-stranded DNA binding
Source: RefSeq, a predicted model, not a curated record